Molecule: messenger RNA, 951 nt
Organism: Colletotrichum karsti
Lineage: Eukaryota; Fungi; Ascomycota; Sordariomycetes; Glomerellales; Glomerellaceae
Exons: 3
Coding region: 1-951 (316 amino acids)
Biological process (GO): succinyl-CoA metabolic process; tricarboxylic acid cycle
Cellular component (GO): mitochondrion; succinate-CoA ligase complex
Molecular function (GO): succinate-CoA ligase (ADP-forming) activity
Source: RefSeq, a predicted model, not a curated record
AUGCUCGGCCAACAACUCAAGACGAACCAAACACCUGUCGAUGCUCUCAAAGCCAGCAAGCUCUACGUUUCCGAGGUGGUUGAGUACGAUCAGGAGUGGUAUUUUGCAAUAACGUUCGACCGCGAGAACUACUGCCCCGUCAUCAUCGUAUCCAAGAAUGGCGGGGUCGACGUCGAGACGAUAGCGAGAGACCAUCCCGAGGAACUACACACGGUCAGAUUCGGUCUGACGAAAGGCAUCACUCCGGAAGUCGUCGACACGGUCUCGACUCAUCUCGGAAUCUCAGGAGGAGGGCCUGAGGCGGAAGCAUUGCGAAAUAUACUGAGAGACCUAUUCAACGUCUUCAAGAGUAGAGAUGCGACUUUGCUGGAAGUCAAUUCCCUCGUCAAAGCAUCAGACGGCUCUUUAGUGUGCUUGGAUACCAAGCUGACGAUCGACGAUGCCGCCGCAAAACGGCAGAAGGAAAUAUUCGCGUUGAGAGACGCCGAGCACGAGAUCCCGGAAGAGGUGGAAGCGGAGAAAUACGGGCUGGUUUACGUCAGGAUGGACGGCAACAUCGGCAACGUUGUCAAUGGUGCCGGGCUCGCGAUGGCUACCAAUGAUGCUAUCGCCCUUCACGGCGGCGCAAGCGCCAACUUUCUCGACGCCGGUGGCCAGGCUACCAAGGAGACCAUGGUCAAGGCGUUUGAGAUCAUAUUGAGGGAUGAGAGGGUUAAGACCAUCUUUGUCAACAUCUACGGCGGCAUCACUAGGGGAGAUAUGAUUGCGGAAUCCAUACUUGGUGCGGCAAAGGAGCUGGGACCGCUGAAAGUGCCCAUGGUAGUCCGUCUGCAGGGAACUAAUUCCGAGUUGGGGUUGAAAAUUCUGGAAGAAGCAGAUCUGGGGUUACACACGGAGGCUGACUUUGGUAAAGCGGCUCAGAAGGCUGUUGAGUUGGCAGAGGGCAAAUGA